UUGGGGAAGGGGGGAAGAUAUUAGUUCGUGGUGCCGGUGUGCGAAGUUUAGCCGUACGACGGAUAGGUAUCGGCGAUGAGCUAUUAGUAUUAGCGUCUCUCUGAGGGUCUCAGAACUGUUGUCGACGGUGUACAAGUCCGAGUGGUAAUUAGGACGCCUCGAAGGCGAACCCGACGCCGACGGAGGUUCAGCAACGGCAGCGGGCAGGCGGGCCUAUUCAGUACGUUGCGUCAGUUACUCAGACGAUACCCGUACAGACGGGCAGUGAAGUAGGUAGGUAGUGUGCUCGCGCCGGCCGAAUAAGUAGCACGUACUUAUUGAGAGAGAGCGUUAUGACGGAAACGCGUGCUGUGUCGACGCUAAGGUUCCUCCUGCCCUGCCGGCACCGGAGCCGACCUGGCGUACCUAGUGACAGACAGUGACAGUGAGCACCAGUGCUACACUAUGUCCCAGUCAUGGUGAAGACGCUGUUACUGGGACUGCUAGCUGUUACAAUUUGUGGUUUCGUGUACGCCGCACCCGCCGCCGACCCCCAUACCAAAUCGGAACUGCCCCAGCACCCGGAGCCGACCGCCCCUGAACCUGAACCUGCCGCACCGCCGCUGGAGGACCCCGCGGCCCGCAGCGAACGUAGUACCAACCUGUCGCACGUCACUGGUACCGCUCGAAAGAUACAAAUGUUCAUCAAGAAUCGACAUCUACAGAUACUUCCGGACGGGACCGUCAAUGGCACCACGGACGACACCAGUGCUUUCACGAUUUUGCAAAGGACAACUAUUGGUAUUGGCCAGAUGAAAAUCCAGGGAGUAGCUACCUGUCAAUAUUUAUGCAUGGAUAGCUGUGGAUUGCUUUACGGAUCGAGAGACUUUGGAGACGAGUGCGUCUUCAACGAGACCAUUGAGCAGACCAACUACAACACGUACUCUUCCACGAAAUAUUCAAACGAGAAAAGAACAUUCUACCUGGCCCUAAACCGACGCGGACAGCCGAGAAAGGUAGUAGUGCGGGCCCGCAAUCAGUUAGGAAGGUUAUCAUCGUACACGCGCGUACUGACCCGCAACGUGGCCCCCGAACUCCAGCUGCACCCCAUGAGACACCACGGUCACGUGUGUCCCAGCCCCGUAUCCCACCAAAGCCAAAAAGCCCACCUCGAGUCCCCGCGAUGCCGAAAGAAGAAGAAGCGCAAGAAGAAGAAACGAAAGUGCCCGGAUGACGAACUCGACCACGAUUUGUGCCAAAAGAGACAAAGUGUUGCGAACAAACACAAGGUGCAAAACCGAAAUUCACAUAAGUGUGACAAUGAAAAAGACAGUGACUUGUGCCAAAGAGACGUGAAUAACAAAAAGAAACUUAGGUUGGACGUUAGUGACAAACACUUAGUGAGUGUACCGAAGAAGAAGAAGAAGAACAGGAAGGGCGUCAGGAAAAGACUGGAAGAGCGUACAUUGAGUCAAGAGACGACGACUACGACUCUGGCGCCGACUUCAACAACUCCCCCGGAGGAUCUAGCGCCAGACGAAGACUACGGAGUAGACUCGUCCACUCAUUCUGAUUGGGAGGAUUCCACUGCUCUCCCCGACGUCUCGAUGGCUGUUGCUGAUGCUAAACUUGCGGCUCCCCAUAUAGACUCUGACUGACUCUUAUCCCCCUCCUUUUAUUUAUUCUACUAUUUAUUGUAUGUAAUUGUACAUAAGUAUCUGAAAGUCAAUAUACCUCACCAUUGACAAAGACUUUUCUUCUCACUCACACAAACUCUCACCCAAAAUUGGCAAUAUUUUCCUAAUAAAGACGUUAUAUAUAAGUAAAAAUCAUUGUUAGUCAACGAGGCAUAUUUAUAAACGCGGGCUAGGUCACAGACUGAAAUUGUAUUUCCAAUUUGUAAAACAAAGGGAGGGGGCUAACACGUCUCUCUGGUCACAUUAGAAUUGUUCCUCCAGAAAUAUAAACUAGCACAACAUCCGUAGGGUUAGAUUUAUGUAAUAAAGAUUAAUGUUUGCUGAUAAUUUUUUGGUGACCUAGUUCUUGACAUUAUCAAAUAUCUUAAUUCUCUUUGUGGUGCCGUAGAGGAUUGUAUUUUCGAGCAGCAUGGUGCGCCUCACUCUAGUACUAUUGAUGUAGCCUAACUUUUGUAGUUGUUAUGCUGACUCCAUGUAGCAAUGUUAGUAAUAUAGAUUAGGAAAAAUUAUACUGACUGACUUUUGAUACAUUUUUUUUUUAAAUAUUUAUUGCAUGGUUUUACAAUUUUAUAUUAUCGUUUUCUAUAAAUAACGUCCUUAUUAAGAAAAAAUACUACUGAAUGUUUGACACUCGACACUUUUUUUAGUGUCUUCACUGUUGAUUUUUUUUUAAACUGGAAACUACUUACUUAUUUUAUAGAAAUAUAAAAUACGUUAAGUGUAGUGCUGUAUGUUUUUGCAUAAUUUUCUGGAACUUUUCUCUGUGUCGAAUAUGCUCAGUGUGUUGUUUUGUAUUUGUAUAAAAAAAUGUUCUUUCUUGGGUGAGGAUUUUCUGGGUGAUUUUUCACUACUUAACGAAUCUCAGCCAUGUUCAUACAGUGCUCCCAUUAUAUUAGCUGUGAAACUUUUGGAUAAUUUACUGUUUAUAGAAAAAUCUUUUGAACUGUUUGUAUUUAUAUAGUGAUAGUUAAAUUAUGUAACAUUAUCCAAAAGCAUAAAGAAUACUAGUGCUAGAAUUGUUUUUUUGUUUUGUACACAAAUGUCACUCUAGUUUUAUAAGCAUGAAAGAGACAAUUAAUUAUUAUAUCUUGACUAUAACGUUGUAUAUAACGAUUAUUAAAAUGUAUAAAAUAUUUACCAAUUAUCAGUCAGUAUUAUAUUUCAACAGAAUUCUUAUAGGUAGAUCAAUGUAAGAAUUUAAAAUAAUAAAAAUAAAA
Messenger RNA from Anoplophora glabripennis (Asian longhorned beetle), 2893 nucleotides. RefSeq lists its product as uncharacterized. The coding region runs from base 456 to 1637 and encodes 393 amino acids. Gene Ontology annotation, biological process: animal organ morphogenesis; cell differentiation; positive regulation of cell population proliferation. Gene Ontology annotation, molecular function: fibroblast growth factor receptor binding; growth factor activity. The record is from RefSeq and is a predicted model, not a curated record. Lineage: Eukaryota; Metazoa; Arthropoda; Insecta; Coleoptera; Cerambycidae. Gene Ontology annotation, cellular component: cytoplasm. The transcript is spliced from 3 exons.